AUGUGGCAACCCGGCUUGAUGGACACGGAAAAGAGGCGUCUGCUGCUGGUGUCUAACUCCACAUUGCACGGCGGGGGGUACCUGGACCACUGCCAGGCCCACAUCUCCACCUUUUUCGGGAGGCUGAAGAGAGUGCUCUUCGUACCGUACGCGCUCCACGACAGAGACGGAUACGCCUGCCUAGCAAGGACCAAGUUCAACAGCCUGGGUUAUGAGCUGGAUAGCAUCCAUGACGCAGAGGAUCCUCGAGAGGCUGUGAGGACAGCAGAGGCCAUCUUUAUAGGAGGAGGGAACACCUUCCGACUGCUCAAGUGUCUCUAUGACAACCAGCUGGUGGCUGACAUCAGGAGGAGAGUUCUAGAGGACGGCAUUCCCUACAUGGGGUCCAGUGCUGGGAUCAACGCAUCGACUAUCAGCAUCAGCACCACAAACGACAUGCCCAUCCUCUGCCCUCCCUCCUUCUGCGCCCUCGCCCUGGUCCCCUUCAACAUCAACCCCCACUACCUGGACUACGACCCUCGCAGCACCCACAUGGGGGACACCAGAGAGCAGAGGAUUCUGCAGUACCAUGAGGAACCUGACACGCCCCCUGUACUGGCUCUGAGGGAGGGCUGUGUUCUGAUGGUGGAGGGGAACCAAGCGACUCUACUGGGAGGCUCUGAGGCCCGCCUCUUUACCAGAGGAAAGCCGACUGUGGAGUAUAACACAGGAAGUGAUCUCAGCUUCCUGUUGACUGAUGAACACUAACGAAUCAGAGAUCUUGUUUCGGCCAGCUUUGGUCGAUUGUGUGUAAAUAAAGGUCUCUCAGCACUCCCUCUCUCUCCUCCUCCUUCAUGUUGCUGAUAAGGCUCUGGAGUCAAAGUCCGAUCUGAUAAGAUCAGCAGUAGAAGAACACUAGAGACAUGUGAUUAAACAAAUAGGUUUAUUAGAGUUCAAACGUGAAAUCGUCUCGGUCAUGAUUAAUAAUCAUUUGGAGCCCAACGUGCAAGAAAACAUUGCAUCAUAAAAAUAGUUAGCCUUGUGACGCUCUGAUAGAAAAGGACAACAAAGUGAUGCUAUAGCAACCAAGGUGGUCAGUGAGGGGUCUGGUUCUGUCAAGACUCUUGGAGAGGCAGGAGGGUAUGUGCUUUAAACUGGAUUAUGACAUGAUGGGCAUCGCUCUACUGUCUCCUUGCCCCCCAUACCUCCUGGAGGGGGGGUCACGGGUCACAUGGGUGAAAACUUGAGUUUGUUUAUAGAUUUGAUUUUGCACUUUUAUUUGUAGUCAAUGUUUUAAUAAUCACUUAUUUUAAAUCCAUGGUAUGAAUGUGUACCCAAUAUGGGCAAAUCGAUGCUAAAACCAUUCCAUCAAUUAUUUGUAUUCUCCACAUGCUAAAAUCAUUGUAUAAAUUAUUGAAUAUCUCCACAUACGCACGCACACACACAUUCAAAGUUGUUAUGGAGAAAUGAUUAAA
Messenger RNA from Gadus macrocephalus (Pacific cod), 1454 nucleotides. Its product is annotated as Alpha-aspartyl dipeptidase-like. The record is from RefSeq and is a predicted model, not a curated record. Gene Ontology annotation, molecular function: serine-type peptidase activity. The coding region runs from base 1 to 747 and encodes 248 amino acids. NCBI's taxonomy places the organism in Eukaryota, Metazoa, Chordata, Actinopteri, Gadiformes, Gadidae. Gene Ontology annotation, biological process: proteolysis. The transcript has 9 exons.